AUGGUACAGAAAAGUAGUAUGUCCAGGACGCCUUCAACCUCAACCCAGGAGAUCCAAAUGGACAUGUUCGACCAUCAUCCACACGCACAGGGAAAACAUGGCAAGAGGAAAAGCCGCUUUAAGCGAUCUGAUGGAAGCACCUCCUCUGACACCACCUCCAACAGUUUUGUCCGGCAGGGCUCUGCAGACUCCUACACCAGCCGGCCAUCGGACUCGGAUGUGUCCCUGGAGGAGGACCCAGAAGCUCUGAGGAAGGAAGCCGACAGACAGGCCCUUGCCACACUUGAGAAAGCCAAGACUAAACCUGUGGCAUUUGCUGUACGGACAAAUGUGGGUUACAACUCUGGCCCCAACGAUGACGUUCCUGUGCAAGGCAUGGCCAUAUCCUUUGAAGCUAAAGACUUCUUGCACAUCAAAGAGAAGUACAAUAAUGACUGGUGGAUUGGGCGCCUGGUGAAGGAGGGCUGUGAGGUGGGCUUCAUUCCCAGCCCUGUCAAACUGGAGAACACUCGUCUUCUGCAGGAGCAGAGGAUGAGGCAGAACCGACUCAGUUCCAGUAAAUCUGGAGGAAGUUCUAGUUUGGACGUUGCAACAGGAACCCGCAGGCCCACCCCACCAGGCACAGCUCAUGUGGACAUGUCCACGGUAUCAUUUGACGUUGACCCCCUCGACCUGGAUGCUGAGGAGCCCCCUGAGUCCCAGGGUGACCCUCACUCCCCCAAGGGCACGUCAGGCAGCGUUACAUCCCCCCAGGCCAACGCUCACCGACUGCCCUUCUUUAAGAAGAUGGAGCAUGUCCCCCCCUAUGACGUGGUUCCUUCCAUGAGGCCCAUCAUUCUAGUAGGGCCUUCACUCAAGGGCUAUGAGGUGACAGACAUGAUGCAGAAGGCACUCUUUGACUUUCUCAAACACAAAUUUGAAGGCAGGAUAUCCAUCACACGGGUGACCGCAGACAUCUCCCUGGCCAAACGUUCAGUCCUCAACAACCCCAGUAAACACACCAUCAUUGAGCGCUCCAGCACUCGCUCAAGCCUAGACGUACUGGCGGAGGUGCAGAGUGAGAUAGAGCGGAUCUUUGAGCUGGCCCGUACCUUGCAGCUGGUUGCCCUGGAUGCAGAUACCAUCAACCACCCCUCACAGCUGGCAAAGACAUCUCUGGCUCCUAUCAUCGUCUACAUCAAAAUAGCCUCACCUAAGGUCCUCCAAAGGCUCAUCAAGUCCAGAGGGAAGUCCCAAGCCAAGCACCUGAAUGUGCAGAUGGUGGCAGCAGACAAGCUGGCACAGUGCCCUCCUGAGCUGUUUGACAUCAUCCUGGAUGAAAAUCAGCUAGAGGAUGCUUGUGAACACCUAGCUGACUACUUGGAGGCCUACUGGAAGGCCACACACCCCCCAAGUAGCAACCCCCCCAAUCCCCUGCUCAACCGCACCAUGGCCACUGCUGCACUGGCUGCCUCCCCUGAGCCCGUCUCCAACCUGCAGGGGCCUUACCUGGUACACGGAGAGCAGAAGCAGGAAGGGCCACUGACAGAGUGCAGUGGAAGUGAGAGUUUCCAUGACUACCCGCCGGACCGAGGUGGGAAACAACAGCAGCAGCAGCAGCAGCAGCAGACAUAUCAGUGCUCUUCUCGCAGCCAAUUACGGGGAGGGAAUGGGCGGGGCCUGUCAUGGCAAGAUACCUUUGAUUCUGAGACGCAGGGUAGCCGCGACUCGGCCUACACAGAGGCCGGUGACUCCUGUAUGGACAUUGAAAUCGAUCCCUAUGAAGAGCCUGAGCCCUACAGAGGGGAUGGGGGCAGCCACCUCCACCUUGCUCAGCAUCAUGGCCGACAGGCUUCCUGGGAAGAUGAGGGUGCCGAGCCAGACCAGGAAAACCUGAACCAUCCUUCGAUGCCAAGCCAGAUGCAGUCACUGCAUGGAUGUGCCAAGCUGAGAGAGCAUUACUGCCAGGAUCCUGUGGAAACAGGGGUCAACAUUAGCCACAACAAGAAUCGGGAUGACUGGGGGGAGGGUGUCUAUAUUCGCUAA
This is a messenger RNA of Lampris incognitus (smalleye Pacific opah), 2025 nucleotides long. RefSeq names its product calcium channel, voltage-dependent, beta 1 subunit (gene cacnb1). Gene Ontology annotation, cellular component: voltage-gated calcium channel complex. The record is from RefSeq and is a predicted model, not a curated record. Gene Ontology annotation, biological process: regulation of voltage-gated calcium channel activity; chemical synaptic transmission; calcium ion transmembrane transport. The coding region runs from base 1 to 2025 and encodes 674 amino acids. Gene Ontology annotation, molecular function: high voltage-gated calcium channel activity; protein binding. The transcript is spliced from 15 exons. NCBI's taxonomy places the organism in Eukaryota, Metazoa, Chordata, Actinopteri, Lampriformes, Lampridae.